This is a messenger RNA of Paramecium octaurelia, 1747 nucleotides long. The record is from the annotation of a GenBank genome assembly. Lineage: Eukaryota; Ciliophora; Oligohymenophorea; Peniculida; Parameciidae.
UAUUAAUUAAAUGGCAUCAGCAUUCCCCAAAUUACCAGGCUUCGUGCCCACUUAAGAGAUCGAUGUAACACUCACUUCAUAAUAUUACUAGAAACCAAACUUUAGGAAGGUCUCAUCAACCAAACAGGAACAAAAUAGAGAAAUCAAUCAUCUAGCCAAUAAAGAGUAUCCUGUACCUCGUAAAUAACCAAUUCAAAUACCACCACAAUCAGGAAUGUUCAAUCCUGAUUAUAUGAGUACAACUCAUGCAAUGCAUCUUCCCAAAGUAAAAUAACAGUUACAUCAUAGAAUGCCAACAAUGAUUCAGAAGAAUUAUACUAACCAAGUUGGGUCAAAAUGGAUAGACAUGUCCUAAGAUUCAGUGGGUACUUCAAAGAAGCAGUCGUUGAAUCUGCACUUGAGAAUUAUCGCAUACGCAAAAUUACAAUCUUUUAUUAUCUUGAGGAUCAUUCACUUAGCAUAACUGAACCAAAACAAGAAAAUAGUGGAGUACCCCAAGGAGCAUUCCUUAAAAGAUAAAAAGUAUUCACUCCCCAUAUAAAUUAGGUAUUAAGAGCAGAUGAUUCCAAGACUUUCAUACUCCCUGAAGAUUUCAGAAUCAAUCGAGAUGUCAUCAUCUUUGGAAAAACCAUUCGUCUUUUUGAUUGUGAUCAAUACACUAGAGAAUUCUACGAAGUAAUUGACAACCUUAUCUCUAGUUAUAAGGAAUACCAUAAGAACCAUCCUUUGUUCCCCAAUCAGACUCAUUUGAAACCAAAACUAUGACUAAAUUCAUCCCUCAAAAAGAUACAGUCAUGAAAGAUUACUUAGAACAUAAAUUAGGAGGUGGCAAAGUUACUUCUUAGAAGUAAUUCUUAGAAAAUGACAGAAAGGUUAAAAUCUAAAAUAUCAUCAUUAGGUCCUUAAAUUCUAUGUGUUUUCAGACAUUGAAUACAUCCUUCACUAUUAUUUGGCUGAUGAUACUAUUGAAAUCAAAGAAAUCAAUUCAGCCAAUUCAGGCAGAGUCCCAUUCCCUAUGAUGUUGAGAAGGUAAAAACUACCCAGAAAAUUCUCACUCAAUCAACCUGGAUAAACUUAUGCAGAGGAUUUCAUUAGGCCACAAGAUAUUUAAUAUGGAUAACCUCUCAUUAUCUAUAAUCGCAAAUUCCUCAUCAAUGGAUGUGAUCAAUUCACUAGAUAAUAUUAUUUUGAAAAAUUCAACGUCGAUUUCCCCUUAGGAGGUCAAGAAGAAUAUGUUCAACAAGAAAGAUCGAGUAUCUACUAUUUAUCAUUUAGAUAUUAUCAUCCCUCCUCAUAAUGGAAUCGGAGAUGAACAAGAUUCUCUCGGAUAUAUUUACAGAUUAUAACCUAAACCUCCCAAAAAGGAUUUCUUCAAAUGGGUUGAUAAUUAAGUCAAUCUCAGAUUCCUGGCCAUGUUCAAUACUACCAAACCUGAAGAUAAAGACAGAGUCUUUGUAAUCACCUUCUUUUUAAAUGAUGACAGUCUUUUGGUGUAUGAACCCACUGUUAGAAAUUCAGGUAUCUUUCAAUUAAUAUAUAUUUUUUAAGGCAUUCCUGAUGGAAAAUUCUUGGAAAAAAGAAAGUAUAAGAAUGUGAAUAAUAAUAAUGAAUUCUUUACUCCAGGAGAUCUAAUUGUAGGUAAUGAAGUUUAAAUAAAUGGAUGGAGAUUUUAAUUGUUGGAUUGUGAUGAAUUCACUAAAAAAUGGUAUUCUGAGAACUUUAAAUGAACAUAUAAACACAUUCAUGC